UAAAAUCAACUCUAGAGAGACACAAAGCUAACCAAGCUGUAAAACAACAAAUGAAAGCACAAGAGAAAAAAUCUGAUAAAGGGAAACUUUCUGCUAAGCCAGAUAAGAUACCAUUUAGAGAGGAUGACACUGUUUUAUUAGUAGGAGAAGGUAACUUCUCAUUCACAUUAUCACUCGUCGUUGAUCAUCAAUUUGAACCUGGUCAAUUAACUAGUACUGCGAUUGACACUGAAGAGGUUAGAACAUCGACCUAGAAUAACUACUAGUUUGCUGAUGAGCAUCCCUUUAGGAGGCUUAUGCAAAAUAUGACGAUUGUCGUGAAAUCGUAGAUACACUUAAAUCUAAAGGAGUUAGAGUAUUGUUUCAAGUUGAUGCAACACGUUUAGAUAAAUGCAAGGAGUUAAAUGGAAUGAAGUUUAAUAAAAUAUACUUUGGAUUCCCUCAUUUAGGUCUUGGUAUAAAGGAUCAAGACAGGAAUGUGUUGGUCAAUCAAGCCUUAAUCCUAAGAUUUUUCGCAUCUGCUCAGAAAUUCCUGACGUCAGGUGCAAUAGAUUAUAAUUUUAAGGGCAAGGUGGGACUCGAAAGAGAAGAAGAAGAAGAUAUUCCAGAUAACGAGGAAAAAGGUAGAAAAGGAGUUGUAGUAAUCACCCUCAAGCAGACUAAGCCAUAUAAUCUAUGGAAUCUAGCUGGGUUAGCGAAGAAUCCACCAAUAGAAUUGCCAGAUACGCCAACUAAUAAAGAUAAAGGCAAAUCAGUUAAAUAUAAGAUAUUAAAGAGUACAUCUUUUAAUUUAGAUUUUUAUCCAAAAUACGCUCACAAAAAAACAAAAUCGUCAGAAAAAAAUAAAGUAAAUUAUCAAGAGAUACGCAGCUAUCACUUUAUUGUAAACGACGAAGAAGUAAUUUAAUCAUACUUUAUUAUAUAGAAAUACGCUAUCAUUAGCGAGAACAUGGAUGACUAUAUAAACAAGUUUAGACUUAAUCUAGUCAACCAUCAGCAACAACUACAACAGAAUUUUGAUUACGAUAGAAUUAGUCUUCUAAAUACGACCCAUAAUGAUCUAUCACUUAACUAUCAACAAUCUAGCAUCACAGCUGCACAUGAAUCUAAGAAGAGGAAACAGGCUAUAGUACAGCAAUCACCCCAGCAUAAAAAACAGAGAUUACCUGCACCACCAUCCCCACCUUCAGAGCAAGCUCCCCCCUCACCACCUCAACCACCAGUACAGCAAUUGAAUAUACCUGAAUAUCAAGGUUUAGAUGCUGACUACUGUUUACCUACAACUGCAUUAGAGCGUGCAAAGCAAGUUGAGGACGCUCAAACCGCUAUUUGGUUACACAUUUCAAGGAAAGAAAUUCCAAAAGCUUAUAAAUACUCUACAUCAACUUACACAUCACAUCUGUCAUUUCACAAAAGAAUCAGUCUUCUCACUCAAAGAGAACAACGUAAGUUAACGACACGUACGACAAAGAGCAACAAGGAAGUUCAAGCGAAAGCUAAGAAGGUUAUGAGGGAGGUUCUUUUCCAUUGGAGAAGGAAUGAGAAAGAUGAGCGUGAUGUUCGCAGAAAAGCUGAUAGAGAAGCCUACGAUAGAGCCAGAGCAGAAGAACAAUCGAGAGAAUCUAAGAGACAAGCGCGUAAAUUGAACUUCUUGAUCACUCAGACUGAGUUGUAUUCCCAUUUCGUUGGUAAUAAGAUAAAAACUGAUGAGGCUGAACAAUCUAAUGAUACCGCUGGUGAUCCAAACCUUGAACAAUCGGGUACACCAAUUCAGCCACCUCAAUUCGAUUUUCGCAAGUUUGAUGAAUCUAAUUUGGGUGAUAUCGAUUAUGAUGAUGAGGAUGAAAGCAAUCUUCGUAUGCAUGCUGCUAAGAAUGCUCAACAAGCAUGGCUUAAUACACGUGAUAAAGCCAAUCAGUUCGACAAAAAUGCAGCUGAAGAUAGACGCAAAAAUGAAGCUAUACAAAAGGCCAGAGAGAUGGGUGUUGAAGUCCCUCCAGAAGCCGAACAAGCUCCUUUGGAGAAUGAUGAACUAAACUUCCAGAAUCCUAACCUUGGUGAAGACUCAGUUCAAGUUGAGCAACCAAAAUUACUAGCUGCAGAAUUGAAAGAUUAUCAACUUAAAGGUCUCAAUUGGCUUGCUAAUCUUUAUGAACAGGGUAUAAAUGGUAUUCUUGCAGAUGAGAUGGGUCUUGGUAAAACUGUUCAAUCUAUUUCUCUUAUGGCGUAUCUCGCCGAGAAGCACGACAUUUGGGGUCCUUUCUUGAUUAUCACUCCAGCAUCAACCUUGCAUAAUUGGCAACAAGAAAUUUCUAGAUUUGUUCCAUCACUCAAACCAUUACCUUAUUGGGGCUCUACAAAAGAUAGAGCAGCAUUGAGAAAAUUCUGGCAAAGAAAGGCAAUCACAUACACUAAAGAUGCGCCAUUUCACGUUCUGAUUACUUCAUAUCAGUUAGUUUUAUCUGAUGAGAAGUACUUCAAGAAUGUUAAAUGGCAAUACAUGAUUUUAGAUGAAGCUCAAGCGAUCAAGUCAUCACAAUCUGCAAGAUGGAAUACUUUACUUUCAUUCAAAUGUCGUAACAGACUGCUCUUGACCGGUACACCAGUUCAAAAUUCUAUGCAGGAAUUAUGGGCUUUACUUCACUUUAUUAUGCCUUCACUUUUCGAUUCUCAUGAUGAGUUUGCAGAGUGGUUCUCAAAAGAUAUUGAAUCAAAUGCUGAGAAUAAAGGUGCAAUUAAUGACAAUCAACUUAAGCGUUUACAUAUGAUUCUCAAACCUUUCAUGUUGAGAAGAGUUAAGAAGAACGUGCAAAAUGAACUUGGGGAUAAGAUAGAGAUUGAUGUUCAUUGUGAUUUAUCUCAAAGACAAAGAGCACUGUAUAGACUCUUGAGAUCUAGAAUCUCUAUUACAAGCUUAAUUGAAAAGGCCAGCAAAGGUAACGAUGAAGCUAGUAAGCGCGGUUUGAUGAAUCUUGUCAUGCAAUUCCGUAAGGUAUGUAACCACCCAGAUUUAUUCGAAAGGGCAGACGUCAAGACUCCUUUUGUUAUGUCCAAAUGGUCGAGGUAUAAAUCAACUAGAGAACCAGACGUUCAUUACUGUCCAGAUCAAUUUGAAAGUCUGAUAGAUUUGAAGUUACCACGCUUAAUAGCCGAUGAUGUUGAAAUUGGUGGUGGUGCUGGUACACCAGAAGGUAGAUCGAAAUUUGGAAGCAACAAGUUACAAAGCCUAUUCAAUAUCUGGUCUCCUGAUUACAUACUUAAAUCAAUGCUCAAGGAGAAUUCGCCAUUCGCUUUCCUUCCACAAGCAGGAAUUAGUGCUGAUGAAGCUGCCCGUAUUUUCUCAACUACUGAAUUCUCACGUCUUUUACUUGCAUACAAUAAGGCCAUCGCUCAGAAUGAGCACCAAGGAUAUAACGACGAUGAUGACUUGAUUGCUUCCACAUUAAAUAAGAAGUUCAACAUUACACGACCAUUCCCUUAUAAAACAGACGUCGAAGAGUACGGCGAUAAACCACUCCCCAAGCUUAACGAAAUAGCCUCAAAUAUGAUAUCAAGCUCGGUAUUACUUAGAAGAUCAUCAAAAUACAUGUCAGGCAUUAAGAGAGUUCUGGCACCAUCACCAUAUCCGUAUAUAUUGCAUAGACCAUCACUCGAUCGUAUUGAAUGGCGUACGAAACAAGAUGAUGAGAUCAAUAAGGCUUUCUUCGGUCUACAGACGACACAUUUGAAGGAGAAUACCAAGGCGGUGGAAAGUCUCCCACCAAAUAUCCCACCUGCAGGUUUGGUAGAGAAUAGUGAUAGAAUUCAAUUACCACCUUCAACAAUGACAGUACCUGAACCUAACAAAUUGAUCAUAGAUUCAUCUAAAUUAGUUGCUCUCGAUGAACUACUUCCAAAACUCAAGGCUGAAGGUCAUAGAGUAUUGAUUUACUUCCAGAUGACGAAGAUGAUUGAUUUGAUUCAAGAAUAUUUAAUCUACAAAGGUUACAAAUAUCUAAGAUUAGAUGGUAGUUCUAAAAUCAAUGAUAGAAGGGACAUGGUACAAGCUUGGCAGACUAGUGAUGAAUAUUUCAUUUUCUGCUUGUCUACAAGGGCAGGUGGUUUAGGUAUCAACCUAACAGCAGCCGAUACAGUUAUUUUCUUUGAACAUGACUGGAAUCCAUCAAAUGAUCAACAAGCGAUGGAUAGAGCUCACAGAUUGGGUCAAAAGCGUCAAGUCACCGUAUAUAGACUCAUUACCAAGGGCACAGUCGAUGAAAGAAUUAUUAAAUUAGCUAGAGUUAAAAAGGAUAUCCAAGAUAUGGUCGUUGGUCAGAAACCAGUCGGUGAGAAAGAGAAUUCAGGACCAAAUGAAAGAGAAAUUAUACAAAUGUUGAUGGAAGAAGAUCAAGACCCAAUUGAAGCUGAUAUUAUGGGAGGUAGUAAUGAUCUUGAUACUGAACUUCUUAACGAUGGUACAAAUCUUGAUGACGAUGGUAUGUUCAACGGUGAGGCUAGCAACAAUAACACCGGUAAUGGUACACCAAUGAGUACACCAUCUAAAACAUCAACACCACGUCCAGGCUCUCGUCCAGUUGGACGACCACCUGGAUCAACUAACAAGGAUAGAACGCCUAGCGGACAAAUCAGUCAAGAUGGCAAACCAAAGAAGAGGUUUAGGAGAACUAAAAAGCAAAUGGAGGAAGAUGCUGCUGCCGCCGCCGCUCAUGAGGCUUACCUCAUUAAAGAAGGUAUUGCACCUGAGAAAAAGAAACGUGGUCGUAAACCUAAAUUACAAGUUGAACAAGAGGCACAAGCACAAAGACAAUUUGAGGAAUUACAAGCACGAAAUGCUAUGGCAUCAAAUAAUUGAUUAAAAUUCACCAUGUGUAUUGUAUUAAUUUAUUAUUAUUCUUGAUAAUGU
Wallemia mellicola CBS 633.66 is the source of this 4903-nucleotide messenger RNA. RefSeq lists its product as hypothetical. Gene Ontology annotation, biological process: DNA repair. NCBI's taxonomy places the organism in Eukaryota, Fungi, Basidiomycota, Wallemiomycetes, Wallemiales, Wallemiaceae. The transcript is spliced from 6 exons. Gene Ontology annotation, molecular function: ATP binding; ATP hydrolysis activity; DNA binding. Gene Ontology annotation, cellular component: Ino80 complex. The record is from RefSeq and is a predicted model, not a curated record. Bases 950 to 4852 code for a protein of 1300 amino acids.